Melanotaenia boesemani (Boeseman's rainbowfish) is the source of this 1263-nucleotide messenger RNA. Its product is annotated as sterile alpha motif domain-containing protein 9-like. The record is from RefSeq and is a predicted model, not a curated record. Lineage: Eukaryota; Metazoa; Chordata; Actinopteri; Atheriniformes; Melanotaeniidae. Gene Ontology annotation, cellular component: cytoplasm. Bases 1 to 1263 code for a protein of 420 amino acids. The transcript has a single exon.
AUGGCCAUGCAGGUGUUGUGGGACUUGAGGAAAACCUUUCGAUGUGCUGUUUUAACAGACUCAACCUCAGACAUCACAAAAGUUGCAAAGGAGGUGGUUUUCCUUUACACAGCAGGUGAUCAAGGCCACCAGAACACAGUGUUGUUGUUAGUAAAUGAUGAGCAUGUUCUGGACAAACUGCAGGACAGCAUUAUGCUGACCAUUGCUGAACAAGAGAUAGUCACCCGUAUGUCUGUAGCGAUUUUACUCAGCUGUGUGAGAAAGGAUGUCCUGGUACAGAAAGGCCCCGUUGUCCUGCAGAGAGUUCUGUCAGAUGCAGAAGAGAAGAAAUUUAAAAAGAAAAAAAAGGAGCUUAUCGCAAGGUAUGGUGAGAAAAUAAAACUAUUUCAUGGCUUUAACAUAAUGCAAAGUAAUUUUUCUCAAGAUUACAUCAAGCAAGCAUGCGAAGUAUUCAGCUCAGUCCGAAAAGCAAACAGACCACAGAAGACCCAGCUGGCUGCCUACCUGUCCCUGCUGAACGCCUACGUACCAGGUUCAUAUCUACUGGAGUCUCAGUGUCUGGACUUCCUCAACCCUCACGGUUCUGUCCAUGGAGACCUUACAGUUAAGGAGUUGAUGCAGCCCUAUGGUGAUCUCAUCAUCACCUUCCAACAAGAUGAAAGGUCUGAGAGAAAGGUCCGCAUGGCUCAUCCAAUGAUAGCGAAGUGCUGCACUGAACUCAUGGCUGCAGCAGGAGUGACCAGAAGUGACACAGCAAGAAACUUCCUGAACAAUUUUUGCAAAUAUGCAGAAAGUGAUGAGUUUCCUCAAUGUGUGCUUGGGUUUGUCAAAGACAUGCUAACCAAAAGAGAGAUGAAAACAGAGGACCCAGUCAAUACUUCAGAUAGUAAAGAGAAUCAAGAAAGGUUUUCAAGACUCAUUCUAGAUAUUCACAAGAUGGAGGGAAGCAAACAGAGUGCCUCAGUUUUAAAGGUGGCAUCAAAGAAAUUUAAGCUGAAUCCACUUUUCCCUCAGGCCCUUGCUCGUUUUUAUUACAUCGAACUAAAAGACUACAAUCAGGCAGAGAUUUGGGCGAAAAGAGCAAAUGAGAGAGAUCCCCAAAAUUCAUUUGUUGCAGAUACACUGGGGCAAGUCCAUAAGAACCACCUGAAUAGCAAAGGAAUUUCUACCAAACCAAGAGAAAUUCUGCAGCUGGCUGAAAAAGCCAUUAAUGCUUUCAAGCAUAAAGAACAGCUAGCUGAUGCUGAACAAGAGCUGACAUGA